Symbiodinium sp. CCMP2456 is the source of this 303-nucleotide messenger RNA. The record is from the annotation of a GenBank genome assembly. NCBI's taxonomy places the organism in Eukaryota, Dinophyceae, Suessiales, Symbiodiniaceae.
AUGGUGCGCACAAGCUGCCUGUGGUAUGUGCUCCUGCUUGGAGAGACGACUUGGGGGAAGGUCUACUUUUCCGAAACCUUCGAUGAUUCUUGGGCCAACCGAUGGACGUUGAGCACGUGGAAGGACAGCGAGAAGGAGAAGAUGGGGAAGUGGGUGCUGUCCUCCGGGCGAUUCUUCGCAGAUGCACUGGAGGAUCGAGGAUUGCAGACAGCAGAGAUCAUGAAGUUCUAUGGUAUUUCUGCAGCCUUUGAGCCAUUCAGCAACGAAGGCAAGGAGCUCUUCGUUCAGUACCAGGCCAAGUAC